Messenger RNA from Stomoxys calcitrans (stable fly), 1596 nucleotides. Its product is annotated as ester hydrolase C11orf54 homolog. The record is from RefSeq and is a predicted model, not a curated record. Gene Ontology annotation, molecular function: zinc ion binding; hydrolase activity, acting on ester bonds. Bases 439 to 1410 code for a protein of 323 amino acids. Gene Ontology annotation, cellular component: nucleus. The transcript has 6 exons. Lineage: Eukaryota; Metazoa; Arthropoda; Insecta; Diptera; Muscidae.
GUGCAAGUAAACACAUUAACCCAAAGCUGUUCCCCAAAACAGUCUGAUAGGAGUAGUGUUGCAAGAAUAAGCGGGAGACGUUAAAUGCGUUUUAAUACCUUGCUUGCUCUUGGCUAACACUUGAAGCGAGCAUUUUAUUUUGUGUACCACUUGUGAUCACUGGCGUAUGUUUGUUUUUAUUUAUGACCGACUCGUUUGGAGCGCUACGACAAGCCACUGAAUGUGGUGCUAGCACUCAAAUUGAGAAUAAUUUUGCAGUCAGUCAAUCACAUUCAUUCGUCCGCUAAGGUGUUUUCAAGUGCGCGCGGUACAACUCGUUCUUUAACGUCGCGCGAUACCAGUGAAACCAAGUGUAAAACAAUAACAACAACUACAAAGCAAAUUUGAUUAAUUAUCGAAAAGGUGCUUCGGGGCAAUUGGUAAAGAUUCAUUAAAAUUAUGGCACCAAUAAAGGCUUUAAAUACCGAAGAAUUGUUAUUUGAGGAGAAAACAUUGUACCAACCACCUUUGGAGGAAUUGCGAGAAGUAAUACAGUCAACCCUCGCUAAAAACUUUGAAAAUGUUUCGGUGGAAGUCACAGCUUGUCCAGAUUUAAAAUCUGCCGAAUAUGGUCUUAUGGAUUCAGGUUUGGGCGGUUCGCCGAUGUUGUUGGAAGUUGGAGGUCCUCCAUAUUUACUGCCCUUGGUGCAACGUGACAAAUUGUAUAAUGUAAAGGAAAUCUGUCAGAAAUCAAUGAAUGGCGGAAACAUUUUGGCAGUUGGUGCUGGCGCCGGCCCACAUCCCUUGCGUAGCUCUAAUUGCGAGGGUAUUUACAAUAUGAGCAUAUCGUCCGAUGGUCAACUUAAAAAUGGCAGCUAUACAGCGAAAGUAUCCGGUUUGGAAGAGUCAUGUGUUUUGGAAUCUAUACCCGACACUGAACCACGAUGCGCUUUACUCUUAAAUCUUUUUGUUUGUCGCGGUGAACCUGGCUCCGUGAUAAAAAUAACAUGCAAAAAACGCACUGGGCAUUUAAAUUUCAUUGAAUGUAUACGCCAGGGUCUAUUGCAGAAAUAUGGAGAGAAAUGUGUGGGUAUGGGUGGCAUAUUUAAAAUUAACCAAGGUAAAGCUUAUCAGCAUGUCAUGAGGGAUUUCAGUAAAACUCCCAUAAACAACGAGAAGGAGCUCAAUCAAUGGCUAAAGUUUUUUGAAAUGCCAGCGACAUUAAAUGCCUUGGGUGUACUGAUAACUCAUGAAAAUGAUUUGGAUUUACGUUUACAACAUUUUCAUUCAUUCUCCACCUCGAAUUGGGGUGGUCACUAUCAUUACGAUACCACACCUGAGACAGUGGAAUAUGAGGCCUACUUCAAUGUGGCCGAACGUAUAGUACGAGUGGAUAAACCGUUGGAGACACAUAAAUUCGGAAGAGAUUAAUACCUCGUGCUGCAUGGAUGGAUAAAUGGACAAGGUGCUGGACUAUUUGUUGUCCACCAAAAAUUGUUGGCUGCUAUUGCUGUUCCCGCAAUUUUUAUGAUUUCCUUUUAUGGUUUGUGUGUAGAUAUUUUCACCAAUAAAUUGUGUAUUUACGAUUUUUCUAACGAUGCCACCGCAAGGAGGUUA